AGUGGGUCGAGCAGCUGAACGAGUGUAAACAACUGAACGAGAACCAGGUGCGGACGCUGUGCGAAAAGGUGAUGCCUGAUCCCCAGUGUGAUGGUACUUGGAGGUGGGGCCUUUGGUAGGUAAUUAGGUCAUGAGGGUAAAGCCCUCAUGAAUGGAAUUAGUGCCCUUUAUCAGAAGAGACGCUAGAGAGAUGACCUCUCUCUCUUAAUACCAUGUGAAGAAGGCGUCCACAGCAAGAAGCCGUCCCUCUGCAAACCAGGAUGAGGGUCCUCACCAGGAAUCGAAUCAACCGGCACCUUGAUCUUCGGCUUCUCAAUCUUCAGAACUGCUAAGGAAAUUUUAACAAAAGAAUCAAAUGUGCAAGAGGUCCGUUGUCCUGUUACCGUCUGUGGAGAUGUGCAUGGUCAAUUCCAUGAUCUUAUGGAACUCUUUAGAAUCGGUGGGAAGUCACCAGAUACAAACUAUCUAUUCAUGGGUGACUAUGUAGACAGAGGUUAUUAUUCUGUGGAGACUGUGACUCUUCUUGUGGCAUUAAAGGUGCGUUAUCCAGAACGUAUUACAAUAUUGAGAGGAAACCACGAAAGCCGACAAAUAACCCAAGUAUAUGGCUUUUAUGAUGAAUGUCUGCGAAAGUAUGGGAAUGCCAAUGUUUGGAAAUACUUUACAGAUCUGUUUGACUAUCUGCCACUUACCGCUUUAGUAGAUGGACAGAUAUUCUGCCUCCAUGGUGGCCUCUCCCCAUCCAUAGAUACACUGGAUCAUAUAAGAGCCCUGGAUCGUUUACAAGAAGUUCCACAUGAGGGCCCAAUGUGUGAUCUGUUAUGGUCAGAUCCAGAUGAUCGUGGUGGGUGGGGUAUUUCACCACGCGGCGCUGGCUACACAUUUGGACAAGAUAUUUCUGAAACAUUUAACCAUGCCAAUGGUCUCACACUGGUUUCUCGUGCUCACCAACUUGUAAUGGAGGGAUACAAUUGGUGUCACGAUCGGAAUGUGGUCACCAUUUUCAGUGCGCCGAAUUACUGCUAUCGUUGUGGGAACCAGGCUGCUAUCAUGGAAUUAGAUGACACUUUGAAGUAUUCCUUCCUUCAGUUUGACCCAGCACCUCGUCGUGGAGAGCCUCAUGUGACCCGGCGCACCCCAGACUACUUUCUGUAAAUUCCUCCUGGGAAAACCUGCCUUUGUAUGUGGAAGUAUACCUGCCUUUUUAAAAUAUAUAUAUUUAGAAACAAAACAAAAAAAAGCAACAGUAAUCUAUGUGUUUCUGUAACAAACUGGGAUCUGUCUUGGCAUUAAACCAUAUCAUGGACCAAACUGUGCCAUACUAAUGAUGAGCAUUUAGCACAACUUGAGACUGAAAUUAGUUCUACACUAUGUUCUAGAUCGGUCGGUCUUAACAGUUUGCCUGCUGUGUUUGUAGUAACCAUUUUCCUUGGGACCGUUCAAGCAAAAAAGGUAACUAACUCCAUCUCCUUUUGCACUUACUUGGAAAUUUUAGUUAGAGUGUUUAACUGGCAUGGAUUAAUAGGGUUGGAUUUUUAUUUUUAAAAAAAAUUCACAAGCUAACUUCCACUUAAUUCAUUACUGUGUAUUUUAUUGAAAUGUAUAAUUAACUGAAAAAAAGAUUCUUGGGAGUACGUUGUCAUAACAUUUAAAGAGAUUUCCCUUCCUUUAAACUAAAUUACUAUUUUAUGUUGAUCUGCAUAUUUCUGUAUAUUUGUCAUGACAGUGCUUGCAUUCUAUUUGGUGUACUGAGCAAAUAAACCUUCCAUUUUAAACAAAAA
Messenger RNA from Mesoplodon densirostris (Blainville's beaked whale), 1781 nucleotides. It is a transcript of the gene PPP2CB, whose product is annotated as protein phosphatase 2 catalytic subunit beta. NCBI's taxonomy places the organism in Eukaryota, Metazoa, Chordata, Mammalia, Artiodactyla, Ziphiidae. Gene Ontology annotation, cellular component: cytosol. The record is from RefSeq and is a predicted model, not a curated record. The transcript has 8 exons. Gene Ontology annotation, biological process: mitotic cell cycle; peptidyl-serine dephosphorylation. Gene Ontology annotation, molecular function: protein serine/threonine phosphatase activity. Bases 421 to 1155 code for a protein of 244 amino acids.